AUGGAUUUCAAGAAACAUGGAUAUAGCCUGGCAAGACAUCUUCACUAUUUUAACCAGCUGUCCCGUGGGCUAGAUAUGAUUGGACUUGCAGGGGAAUGGUUGACAGUCACUGAAAAUAUCAACCUAUUUACAUAUGAAAUAGCCCCAGUUUUUACUGUCAUGGAGACAAUUCUUCUCAAAAUGUAUGAAAUUAUUGGCUGGGGAGAAACAGAAGCAGACGGAAUAUUUUUACCUGGUGGCAGGAUAUCAAACCUCUGUGGUAUUUUAGUAGCUCACUAUAAACAAUAUCCAGAGAUAAAAACAAAAGGCAUGACUGCACUUCCAUGCAUUGUAUUAUUUGUUUCUGAGCAAGGUCAUUACUCAAUUAAAAAAAAAGCUACAGCAAUAUUUGGUAGUGGAAUUGAUAAUGUGAUUGAAGUAAAAUGUGAUGAAAGGGGAAAGAUGAUUCCAGCUGAGUUAGAGAAAAAUAUAUUACAAGCUAAAAAAAAGGGCCAAACUCCAUUCUGUGUCUGUGCCACAGCCGGAAGCACAGUGUACGGAGCCUUCGAUCCUCUCCCUGACAUUGCUGAUAUUUGUGAGAAGCACAAACUCUGGAUGCAUGUGGAUGCAGCUUGGGGAGGUGGACUGCUACUAUCCAGAAACUAUUCCUAUAAACUCAGUGGCAUUGAAAGGGCCAACUCUGUGACCUGGAAUCUACACAAAGUAAUGGGCAUCCCUCUUCAAUACUCUGCUAUCUUGAUCCGGGAAAAAGGUCUUCUAGAUGCAUGUAAUCAGAUGCAAGCUGACUCUUUCCCAUCAGAUAAACUCUACAAUGUUGACUUUGACACUGGGGAUAAAACUAUUCAGUGUGGCCGACAUGUUGAUAUCUUCAGGCUAUGGUUAAUGUGGAAAGCAAAGGGAACCCUUGGCUUUGAGGGACAAAUCAACAGAUAUAUGGAACUUGCAAAAUACUUCUAUAAGGUUUUAAAGAAAAAAGAUAACUUUAAGCUUCUGUUUGAUGCAGAGCCUGAGUCCACCAAUGUCUGCUUCUGGUAUUUCCCAGCAAGGCUUAAACGUAUUCCAAAAGGUUUUCAAAGACAUCAAGAAGUCCAAAAGAUUGCUCCAAAGAUUAAAGCACAGAUGAUGAUGGAAGGCACAGUCAUGAUAAGCUACCAGCCACGUGGAGACAAAGUAAAUUUUUUUCGAAUGGUUUUCUCUAAUCCUGCCACAAGACAAAAAAAUGUUGACUAUCUUAUUGAUGAAAUUGAAAGGCUUGGGAAGGAUUUUUCAUACUUCAGUGUGAACUUGAAUAUCCCAUGUAAACAUCAACUUUAA
This is a messenger RNA of Macaca mulatta (Rhesus monkey), 1314 nucleotides long. Its product is annotated as glutamate decarboxylase 1-like. Gene Ontology annotation, biological process: GABA biosynthetic process. Lineage: Eukaryota; Metazoa; Chordata; Mammalia; Primates; Cercopithecidae. Gene Ontology annotation, molecular function: glutamate decarboxylase activity; pyridoxal phosphate binding. The record is from RefSeq and is a predicted model, not a curated record. Gene Ontology annotation, cellular component: cytoplasm; presynaptic active zone.